AUGUCUGACGAGGAAGAAGUAUAGUAAGUUAUUUUUUUUCGAAAAAAAAAUUUCCCAAAAUUCUGAAAUUUGAAAGAUCUGGAAUGAGAGAUGUUUUCGGUUUUUUUUCGAAAAUAAGUUUCUUGAAAUUCAAAAAUUAUGAAUAUUCCAGUUUCAAUUUAAUAAUUUUUCAGUUCUGACGAGGAAUACGAGGAGGAAGAAGAAGUUGAAGAAGAAAUCGAAGAAGCUCAAGCUGAAGAAGAAGAAGAGGCAGCUGAAGAUGAUGAAGAAAGGUUCGAACCAACAUCAAAACGUGCUUCUAUCGAUACAAAUGCCACAACUACAACCACUACUGCGCAUGCCCAAAAUGCUUUCGAGUAUCUUUUCUUUCUCAUCUUUCGAAUACUAACCUUUCUUUCCGCGCUCACGGGCAAAUACAGUCAGUCAUCAAGUGUAGACAAAAUGUUUGCACACUUUCAAGUAGUUGGAUUUGCGCUACCAGAUAUUGACAGGAUUUUUUUGCCUUUGUCUUUUUGAAAUAUGUUUUUUUUUCUUGUAAGAAAAAAAAUAACAUAGGACAUCAUACAUCAAAAAAAAAUUAAAAUCACAUUUUAUUUUGAAAACAAUACUGUUCUCUUUUCAAAAAAACCCCGGAGCGCUUUUAUUCACUAACUUUUUUUUCAUUUCUUCCACUUCUUUUCCUUCCUCAUCAAACUUCGAACUUUCUUUAUAAUCUCCCAAUUUCAGAACUGAAAACUUGAAUGAAGCCGAAAAAGCAAUGUUGGCUGCCAAAAAACGGCAUGAAGAAGAUGAUCAAGCAAAACUUGAAGAUUAUGAACAACGUCGUCGUGCUGAACGUGAAAAAGAAGAGGAAGAGUUGAGAAAACUCAAAGAGAAACAAGUGAGAAAUCAGAAAAUGUUGAACUAUGUUUGAAUGAGUUUGAUUUUUAGGAGCAACGCAAAUUGGCUCGCGAACAAGAAGAACGUGAAGCCGCUGAAAGAAAACGAGCUGAUGAGGAACGUCGUAAGAAAGAAGAAGAAGAACGUCGUGCUCGAGCUGAAGAAGAUAAGAGAAAGAAAGAGGAAGAAAAACUGAAAAAGGCACAAAUGAUGGGUGGAGGAUUUACACCAGGACAACAAGGUGGAAGGUAAGAUAAACAACAAUACUAAAAUAAAUAUGACUCACCUCAUUCGCUUUUGACACAUUUCAAAAAAUAAAUAAAUACCGCUUUUAAAAACAUUUUUUCAUUUGAUAGUUUUGCGGUGGGAGAAUGAGAAGGUUUGUAUCAUUUUUCCUAUACGUAGUUUCAUAUUGUUUUCAGAAACUUUGUUAUCAAUAAGAAGGCUGAUACUGGAGUUGGAGAUCGUUUCGGAAACAUUGUCCAAGCUAAACAAGAAAUGGGAAUGACAAAAGAACAACAAGAAGAAGCUAAAGAAGCAUUCUUGGUUCAAAUUCGUAAGACUUUGCCAGCUGGAUCUGAAAUUUUGCCAAAUGAUUUGAAGAGCAAAAUUAAGGAACUCCAUCAAAGAAUUUGCAAGUUGGAAGCUCAGAAAUACGAUCAAGAGAAAAGACAUGAACGUCAAGUUUAUGAUGUAAGUUGUUUUUCUUCAAAUAAUUUUUCAAACAAUCUGAGUUUCAAAAAAAAAGAACAAUAUUUCAGCUCAAAGAAUUGAACGAACGUUCUCGUCAAGUUGCCCGUGCUAACAAUGCCAAAAAUGGUCAAUCUUCAAACGACGACACCGGUGGCCGAUUCCCAGCCAAAAUUCAAGUUUUCUCCAAAUACGACAGACAAAUCGACAGAAGAAACUUCAAAGAACGUCGCGCAGUCUACGAAAAUGUGAGUUGAAAAAUACCGUCAUUUAUUUUUAUUUUUGUUGUUUUUUUCAGAAGAUUGCAUUCCCUUGCUUCCCUGGAAUUGCUCCACCACCUGCAUUGUAUGAAAAAGUUAUCAAAAAGUUGGACUACGAAAUUCAACAAGAAUUGGAUGCGGCUGAAGAAGAAGAGGAAGAAGAAGAUUAUUAG
Molecule: messenger RNA, 2002 nt
Organism: Caenorhabditis angaria
Lineage: Eukaryota; Metazoa; Nematoda; Chromadorea; Rhabditida; Rhabditidae
Source: the annotation of a GenBank genome assembly